CCUUACAGUUCUCCCCUUCUCCUUCGCCGACACGUCGCAACUUUCUUCAUGAUGACGCUGAGAACGAUGAAUCCUCGGACAAGGCGUCGCAACGCUCAAUUUCGCUUUCUUCACCCAGAGAUUCUGUGCUUUCACAGAACGAGCAACCACUUCACACUUUUGAACAUUUCACAACGCCAAAGGCUUCGGACACGCCUUUCUCGGUCAGCCGUAUGGAUGAUAAAGACAAGGUACACGACACGGUGGAGACAGAGUCUACCGAAACUAGAGAGGCCGCUAUUCUCUCACCAUCGAGUUCGAGUCUCAGUGCCGACGAAACACGCAGAAGUUCCCAGACGUCGGUUACGACUUCGUCUAUCAAGUAUCCGCCUCCUCAGGUGAAAUACUCAGAAAGCGACGCAGCGUCGAUGGUAUCUUACGCUUCUUCGUCGUCGCGGAAGGCACGUCCAGAGUCAAUGCUUGUGGAACCACCCAUCGGCCCUAUAGUACCUGGUAUUGCACUUGUUGACUUUAACCAUCUGGUUGGACCGAAGAUUGAGUUUUGUGACGGUUCGGUGUUCGAUGACGAACAAAUAGCUGCUAUCUUACCUUUCCUGGCCCUACCUGACGGAGCCCACCUGAGUAGCGAGGACUACUCAUACUUCCACCUCGUUCCAGCCUCUCCACACCCCAGUACAAUCUUCGGCAUAUCCUGCAACCGACAAAUCAAGACCUCCGAUUUACUAGCAAAGGAUGACGACGUAACACGAUCGACUGUUCAGAAAGCUGUUGUCGUCCUUGCCUCGAAGCCGGUCUUCGGGCCUAUUCGUGAUCGGCUUGGUGUAGUUACUCAGGCUUUAUUCAGUCAACGUGAUUUCCGUGAGACUGGGAUUCUGGUUGAUUUUAAGUCUUCACUUGAGAUGUCUUUACGAAAUCAGCUCACAGAGAGCGCAAUGUAUAUGGGCACUAGCUUACGAGAACUGGUGCAUAAAUUCCGAAGUCGGACUUUAUUGUUACUCAAGUCACUUAUGUUACAAAAACGAAUAAUGUUCUACGGACACCCCGUGGAGAGACUCUGCACAUACCAAUAUUCCCUUAUUUCAUUGAUACCCGGCUUAUUACAGAAUCUCGAUGAUUGUGGUUCUCCUCCACUUGCUUCUCGGGCACUUACGCUUUUACCGGCUACUUCGCUCCGAACAAGUGACAGGAAGAGCUUAAUGGCCUAUCUCGGCCUACCUUUAGACGUUUUUGGGAAGGAUGCUUUCUUCCAACCAUACCUCCCACUGCAGCAGGUCGAUUUGAUAAAGGAUACCCGAAGCUAUGUUUGCGGAAGUACGAACUCAAUUGUUACACAGCAAAAGGAGAUCGAUCUUCUCAUAAACAUUGAAACCAACACCUUCGAAUUCCGGGAUCCUCAACUUGAGCGUCUGGUUGCAUUGACAUCUGCAGACCGAAAGUGGAUGGACGACAUUGUGAAGGAUGUUAAUGAAGGUUGGGACGAAACUAACCCUAGCAAAUCUACUAGCGUGCAGUUCAAGGGUAGCGACGACUACAUAAGAACAAAGUUCGAGGAAUAUGUCACUGCUGCGCUUUCGUCAGUGAAGUAUGCAGACUUCCUUACGAAGAGCUCUCGCUCAGAUGUGGUCGUAACUGGCGGAGACGGUGGUGACGCCAACGCAAUCCAAGACUUCAAUCCCCAAUGGAUCGCCGAGUUCCGACGGACUAAUGCGUUCGAAGUAUGGAACCGUGUUACAGAUCCAAUGAUUUUCGAUAUCGUCGAGGCUCGACACCCGUGUUCAGGGAAGCCCAGUGUCGUCGAGGACAUCGGACUCCGUCUACAAGAGGGUUUGCAAGAUUUGCAUCUGCAGGAACAACUGGCACCGACGCGAGAGGCGAUCAGUCGGACAUUUGCGACGAGUUCAACGAAUUUCCUCAAGGCUGUUGAAGGUGUUCGUGGACGUUGGGCACAGAGAUCUUCGAGUUCGCUGUCUGCUUCUGAAGGGGAGACUUCGACGAUCUCCAGUACGCCGGUGGAGGUUUCACGUUCGGAGGUCGACCUUGCUAAAGCAAAUGGCGGAGAUGGUGGAGAGACGACAAAUGGCAUGACCACCCGUUCUUCAACGCUGCCAACGACUCCCUCGCAGACGGGUUUACGACCGCUCUCCCUAUCAACCGGACCAGCACAGUCUAUUGCAUCAGACGCAAAGACAGCAAUCGGAUCAUGGGGCUCAAGCAUUGGUUCUUUCAUCUCACAACGAACAGCUCGUCUCUCCGUGCCACGUACAAACAGCGUCACAAGCGCUGGAAGCCAAAGCACAAGCAGUACAAGUGUAUUUUCGACGGAUGGUUCCCUAGUUUCGUCACCUGCUGAAAUUCAAGAUCCUAUUACCGCGCAAGAAAGAGUUGGUAAUGGGACUAAUUGGACUAAUGGAACUGCAGAGGCUGGUGAAUCGACUCCUGCGUCGACUCCGUUGACGAGUUUGUUCUCUUCUUGGUCCUUUGGAAAGGCCACUGCGUCUACUACGACGUCUCCUCCCCCUGUUUCGGCGCCAACGACUGCUCCGGACCAAGGAUUGGCGGCGAAACUAGCCGCGACGAACGGUGAUGUCCAGGUGCAGGAUCUUGAUUUCCAACCGCGAGAUCUUGGUGACUUCGAACCACCCAAAAGCUCUAAUUCUAGUAUACGAAACAGCGAGAGUGUGGAGACUGGUAUGGCAUUAUGAUGAGAAAAGCAAAUAGUUUUUGAAGGGUGGGGGAGAUCCACUGUAUCACAGUUUUUCCAGGCAUACCUCUUUGGAGAGGUGGUUUUCACACUUUCCCAAGAUGUUAAUAUAACACUAGGUCUGCCGUUUAUCACACCUCUCACAUGCUUACAGUAUAUACUACUGUGUACGUAUACGGAUAGACUCGGCUUCUGUCUUGCAGUCUAUUCCCACGCAUGUCGUAGAUAAA
Messenger RNA from Fomitiporia mediterranea MF3/22, 2931 nucleotides. RefSeq lists its product as uncharacterized. Gene Ontology annotation, cellular component: cytoplasm. Lineage: Eukaryota; Fungi; Basidiomycota; Agaricomycetes; Hymenochaetales; Hymenochaetaceae. The transcript has 12 exons. The record is from RefSeq and is a predicted model, not a curated record. Bases 213 to 2702 code for a protein of 829 amino acids.